GGAGACAGAUCCGCUCUGCAUUCCCACUCUACGAGCAAUAAAAAUAAACUUUCAGCAGCGUAAUCCCGACUUCGUUCUUUCGACAAGCCACUCUCCUUUCGUGACGUCCCGUAUCAGUGUUUAGGAGUUCUACCCAUCGUUACGCGGUGUCAUCGUCUCAUCUCUUUGAAACCUCGAUCGUACAUCAGGAGCAGUUUUCUUCUUUUCCUCCCAUUCACUCUAUAAGUUCGUCGUGCGCAUUCACUGCUUGUGUUCUAUUGGAAAGUGUCAAGUGUAUCUUGCAAGUCAAUCGUUCGGCGAAAAAAUGCAAAGUGCGCGUAAAACAGCCUACAAUCGCAGUGAUCAGCGAUAAUUUAAUGUUUGUUUUUCAAGUUGAUGAAACGAAAUUGCUAUCAAUUGAUAUUAUUGUUGUUCUUAUAACUUCAAAAUCGUCUGAAAACAUUGUUUAGAAAGUUCAAAUUAUACAAAGAAAAAUUUACAGUUUAUUUUGAAUUCAAAGGCAUUAUAUAUGAUAGUGAUAUAGGACAAUUUUUUAAAACUAAACUUAUGAAAAAUGUCACUAGCAAUAUAAAAAAGAACUAUUUAUAGUUAUUCAAAAUGUCUGCACAGGAAAAUAAUUAUCUGGUUUUGAAUGGUAUUUUAAAGAAUCUAAACGAGAAAAAUAAUUAUGUCUUUGAAAUUGAAUUAAUUCAAUUAUAAUUGAAAAGUCUAAGAGAACUUUGGUGAUCUUAUAUGAAAAUAGAUAGUUCUUAAUUACAUAGGAGAAACAAGAGGUAUCUCUGUAGGUUACACAAAACAUAUGACGGUACUAACAUAAUUUGCCGUUUUUAUCUGCGGCUUGCAGUAAGUUGCUUAGGAUAUUUUUUAGGCAACGCGGCGCAGGGAUUUUUUCAGAGGUACUUACUAGGAAUACUAGUAUUUAUUUUAUCUGGCAGAAACGGAAAUGGUGUCAAUUGCAAUGCAGUCCAGGAAAGAUUUUUACACCCUAAUUGCAGUUUUUAGAAAACAAGUUCGACCUGUCGGUGAUCGUUGCUGCAAGAAUUUUGAUUCUCAUUCGGCCUCAAAAAAUGUGGAAAAAGGAAUAUCAGCGAUACAAAAAUCAUAUGAAACGGUAGCUUCUUCAAGCGCUGUUCGUGAGAUGCCUGUAGAUCCAGUAAAUUCUUUUCUGGGGAUGAUUCGAUUUCUGUUUGCAUCUCGUUUGGGAACAAAGCUUCACGAAUAUGUUGAUCAACGGCAUAAAGAUCUGGGACCCAUAUACAGGAGUCAUGCAGGUUCUACCUCAGCAGUAUUCAUUAAUUCUCCUGAGGAAUAUCGCAAGAUUUUCGUCCAGUUAGAAGGACCAACACCAAAGCACUUUAUACCAGAAGCAUGGAUUAUUUACAAUAAAGAACAUUCAAAAAAUUCCCGUGGUCUCUUUUUCAUGGAAGGAGAAGAAUGGCUACAUUUUCGAAGAAUACUGAACAAACUUCUUCUUAAAGUUAAUUCUAUCGAUUUUAUGAUAGAGCCCUGUGGUAAAGUUGCAAAGGAUCUGGCUACAACUAUGUUCUCUUUUGCUAAUGCGGAAACGGCCGUCCCAAAUUUGAAGCUUCAAAUUUAUGAUUAUUCUCUUCAAGCCAUACUGGCGACUCUCAUAGGUUCUACUUGGAUCACACAUAAAACACAGAUACUGAGGGAGGCCGAUGAUCUGGCCGUCUUUAUGUAUAAAAUAUUCAAGUAUUCUAGUCGGCUGAACGUCAUAUCUGCAAAAAAGGCAAAGGAUGCCAAUUUCCCGUGGUGGAAUUUGUUUGCUAGAAACUUGGAUGAUGUUUUAAAAAAAGUGACGGACGUGUUAGCGCUAAUGACACGUCUUGACAGUGAUGGACUUCUUAAAAACAUGAUAGAUGCUGGUAUAAAGAAUGAGGACCUUGUUAGAAUUGUUGCAGAUUUAAUUAUAGCAGCGGGUGAUACAACGACUUCAUCUACUCAAUGGGCGUUGUAUUUACUGAGUAUCCAUCCGGCAAUCCAGGAACGAUUUUACAAAAAUGUUAAAGAUAAAAAGCACAAGGAAGCACUUCUUGAUCCUUUGACCAUCGGCAUCUUGAAAGAGACUCUAAGAUUAUACCCAACGGCUCCAUUCCUGACUCGAUAUAUACCCGUAGAUGCUCAGAUUGGAGGGUAUCAUGUUUCCAAAGAGGAAAUUUUGCUUAUGAGUUUGUACUCCAGUGGGCGGGAUCCCGCAAAUUUUAUUAAACCUGAUCAAUUUCAACCUGAUCGGUGGACGCGAUUAGAAAAUGGAAGCUAUGAAGGCGUACUCCAUCCAGCUGCCACAAUACCUUUCGCUAUUGGAGUUAGGAGUUGCAUUGGUAAAAAGUUGGCGGAAGUCAAAAUAAAUUUGGCUUUAAUAGAGCUCGUAAAAAACUUCAGGAUAGAGUGCAUAAACAAGCGUCCAGUGAAGAUGGUCUUACAAAUGAUCGCUGAACCGUCUGAACCUAUCCAGCUGAAGUUAACCUCUAGAUGAUGCCAAAGAGCGAUCUAAAUGAGUUUUUAGUUGAAAACUUCCAAACCAAGACUCUUCAACGUGGGAAUGAAAUAUUUUCAGGCAUUAUUAGGUUAUUGCGUAUUAAAAGAGCAGUGUAAAGACCUUUUACUUAAGAAAUAUAGUUUUACAUGUAUAACAAGCGCAAUAAUCAUUGAUUAAGGUUUUAGUAGCCAAGAGUAUAUCAAUUUUUAGAAGAUUUAGAGUAAAGAAAAUAUAUUAGACUAUUAUGUAUGAUUGCAUGUAUGUCUAACGGCAACGGGAAUUGUAGACAGUCAUGUAAUUACAAGAAUAAUGUAUAAUAUUGUAUAAUAAUGUAUCAAAAUACAUUAAAAAUGGCAAUCUGUAAAAAAA
Messenger RNA from Belonocnema kinseyi, 2869 nucleotides. RefSeq names its product cytochrome P450 315a1, mitochondrial-like. Gene Ontology annotation, molecular function: heme binding; iron ion binding; monooxygenase activity. The coding region runs from base 944 to 2497 and encodes 517 amino acids. The transcript has a single exon. NCBI's taxonomy places the organism in Eukaryota, Metazoa, Arthropoda, Insecta, Hymenoptera, Cynipidae. The record is from RefSeq and is a predicted model, not a curated record.